Thermothielavioides terrestris NRRL 8126 is the source of this 1566-nucleotide messenger RNA. RefSeq lists its product as uncharacterized. The transcript has 4 exons. Bases 129 to 1430 code for a protein of 433 amino acids. Gene Ontology annotation, biological process: phosphatidylethanolamine biosynthetic process. The record is from RefSeq and is a predicted model, not a curated record. Gene Ontology annotation, cellular component: cytoplasm. Gene Ontology annotation, molecular function: ethanolamine-phosphate cytidylyltransferase activity. Lineage: Eukaryota; Fungi; Ascomycota; Sordariomycetes; Sordariales; Chaetomiaceae.
UCUUUCAAGAGAAACCCUGUUGCUCUGUGUCCCAGCAAACACAGCAGUGGAGCCCAUUCCCGACCAACAAGUACCUAUACGGAUAGCUUGUCAAGACCUCAACAACACCACAAGCACAAGCAGAAGCAAUGGCAGCGGCCAACGAGACACUCCCGCCCGGCGACCCAGCCCCCGAAUUGCUAGAAGGACGCCUCUGGGUUGACGGCUGCUUCGAUUUCUUCCACCACGGACAUGCCGGAGCCAUGGUGCAGGCCCGCCAGCUCGGCGACGAGCUCUACGUCGGCGUGCACUCGGACGAGGCCAUCCUCGAAAACAAAGGCCCCACCGUCAUGAACCUCAAAGAACGCCUCCUCGCCACCGACGCCUGCCGCUGGGUGACCAAGUCGAUCGCGCACGCGCCCUACGUGACGCAGCUCGACUGGAUCAGCCACUUCGGGUGCAAGUACGUGGUGCACGGCGACGACAUCACGUCGGACAGCAGCGGCGAGGACUGCUACCGCUUCGUCAAGGCCGCGGGGCGCUUCAAGGUGGUGCGCCGCACGCCCAGCAUCUCGACGACCGACCUGGUCGGCCGCAUGCUGCUGUGCACGCGGGGGCACUUCAUCCGCUCGCUCGAGCGGGUGCUGGCCGGCGAGGAAGGCCCCGGCACCGAGGCCGAGCGCGCCGAGAACGCCGCCGCCAUGCUGGAGCGCAUCCGGCUGUACGCGACCGACGAGACCGCCCGGAAGCCCGGCGCGCACGUCUGGUUCUGGCGGCCCGAGGGCGGCUUCAGGGAGCUGUUCGCCGGGGUGGGGCCGAGGCCCGGCCAGCGCGUGGUGUACGUGGAUGGCGGGUUCGACCUGUUCUCGAGCGGCCACAUCCAGUUCCUGCGCAUGGUGACGGAGGCUGAGGAGGAGCUGGCCAGGCAGGACGGCUGGUACUCGGAGCAGGCGGUCAACGAGCGGCGCGGCAAGGGCGCCGACUACGGGCCCGUCUUUGUGGUUGCUGGCGUCCACGAUGACGAGGUUAUCAACACUUGGAAGGGGGUUAACUACCCCAUCAUGAACAUCUACGAGCGCGGUCUCUGCGUUCUGCAGUGCCGGUAUGUCCAUGCCGUCAUCUUCGGCGCGCCGUUCACGCCCACCAAGAAGUAUCUUACCUCGCUCCCCUGGGGCACGCCCGAUGCUGUCUAUCAUGGCCCGACGUCCUUCAUGCCUUUCACCACCGACGUCUACGCCGAGCCCAAGGAGAUGGGCAUCUACCGCGAGAUUGGCCACCACGAGUUUGAAGACGUCAACGCCGGCACCAUCGUGCAGAGGAUCAUGAAGAGCAGGGAUCUGUACGAGGCGCGCCAGAGGGCCAAGGGGAUGAAGGCCGACAUUGAGGCCGCACACAAGCAGCGUGAAUUGCUCGAGGAAGAGCAGCGUAAGAGGGAGACCACGCGGCAGUGAAGCAUGCGGGCAUGCAGCAGGGGGUACAUAAUACUGUUCAACCACGAGCGUGAGAAGAAAUUGGAAAGGCGAGAAUGGCUUCAACAAGCCUCGAGCGACGACCAGCGGUGAAAGCGGGCCACGAUAGACGUCAACU